CACCAACACCAACCACAAUCACUACCCAUCCCACCAAACUUUCCAAAAACUCCAAUCUUUUCAAUAGUUCAAGUUCAAAUCAUUCUUGUCUUCCUCAUUCAAUCCAUUUAAAUAUAUAGCAUCCACACUCACUUUGCACCCACUGAAAAUCUGACCAAUUUUGUGCCAAAUUGUAGCAACUUCCCUCCGUGCAUAGCUACACAUGGAAUUCGCAGUUGAAUCUAGUUUGAAGACCAUGAAGAGUGGGGAGGGGGUGAGGAGGAACCAGACUUUGAUAUGUGCACCAUUGAUGUCUGAUACAGUAGAUCAAAUGGUGGAUUUGAUGCUCAAGGCUAAGUCGAAGGGAGCCGAUAUUGUGGAAAUCAGAUUGGAUCACUUGAAGAUUUUCAACCCUUACACUGAUAUUGAAAAAUUGAUCAAAGUCUGUCCUCUGCCCACUCUCUUUACAUACAGACCAAUAUGGGAAGGUGGUCAAUAUGAUGGUGAUGAAAAAAGUCGUUUCGAGACACUUCAACUUGCCAUGGAGUUGGGAGCUGAUCACAUUGACAUUGAGCUUAAGGCUGCACAUGAGUUCAACGAUUUUUUGCACGGAAAUAAACCUGGAAAAUGCAAAGUCAUUGUUUCUUCUCACAACUAUGAUAGUACUCCACCAGUUGAGGACCUAGGAAACCUAGUUGCAAGUAUACAAGCUGCUGGAGCUGACAUAGUAAAGUUUGCAACAGCAGCUUUGGAUAUCACAGAUGUGGCACGUGUUUUCCAGAUAGCAGUUCAUUCCCAAGUACCAAUUAUAGCAAUGGUAAUGGGAGAGAGAGGAUUGAUGUCAAGAGUACUUUGUCCAAAGUUUGGUGGAUAUCUCACUUUUGGUACUCUGGAGGCGGGAAAGGUAUCUGCUCCUGGGCAACCAACAAUAGAGGAGUUGGUUAAUUUGUACAACUUUAGACUGUUAGAGCCUGAUACAAAAGUUUUUGGGGUUCUCGGGAAUCCUGUAAGCCACAGCAAAUCUCCAAAAUUGUAUAAUGAAGCUUUCAAAUCAGUUGGCUUUAAUGGAGUGUACCUACAUUUAUUGGUGGAUGACGUUCCAAAAUUUUUCGCGACAUAUUCCUCAAUGGAUUUUUCUGGCUUCAGCGUGACUAUUCCUCAUAAGGAAGCUGCACUUGCCUGUUGUGAUGAAGUUGAUCCUGUUGCAAAGUCGAUAGGGGCGGUUAAUUGCGUCAUCAGGCGUCCUGAUGGGAAGUUGGUUGGCUGCAAUACAGACUAUGUUGGUGCAAUUUCUGCCAUUGAGGAUGGCCUUCUAGGUUUGCACAAUGGCUCUAUGGGAAAUUCGUCGCCCUUGGCUGGAAAACUGUUUGUAGUCAUUGGUGCUGGUGGAGCAGGCAAGGCACUUGCAUAUGGUGCAAAAGAAAAGGGAGCAAGAAUUGCAAUUGCCAAUCGCACCUAUGAUCGAGCUAGAGAACUCGCUGACCUUGUUGGAGGGCAGGCUUUGUCUCUUGCUGAGUUAGAUAGUUUUUGUCCCGAAAAGGGAAUGAUACUUGCAAAUACUACUUCAAUUGGGAUGCAUCCGAAGGUCAACGAAACACCUGUUUCCAAGGAAGCUUUAGCAAAUUACAUGCUCGUUUUCGAUGCUGUUUACACUCCCAAAAUCACUAGACUUCUGCGGGAAGCAGCAGAAUCAGGAGCCAAAAUUGUCCCAGGAGUAGACAUGUUCAUUGGACAGGCAUAUGAACAAUACGAAAGGUUCACUGGGUUCCCAGCGCCAAAGGAUCAAUUUAAGAAAAUCAUGGAAAAUUGACGACGGGAAGGCUUGUUCGGCUUCUCUGGGUCGGCUAUUUAUCUUCUUUGACAGCACUUGAUAUUCUUCUCGUGGUCAUUCUUUUUGGUAUGCAGUAUUAGAUGAUACUGGACGAUGCAAUGAGAAAGAUAAGAUGAACCAAUCUGGAAUUUCCUCCUUUUCUGUUGUUUUAGUAUUCUUUUUUGUAAUUCAAGUUGAGCUUGGACGGUAAGAACUGUACUUUAGAAAGUCAUUGUAGGUGCAAUUGUCAUUGAGAAUAAUUGAUUUCCAAAGAUUGAAGUUUUGUAAGAAUACUGUUCAGUUCUUUCAAUGAUUCAUGUACUCAACUUCAAAUA
Messenger RNA from Olea europaea var. sylvestris, 2124 nucleotides. Its product is annotated as bifunctional 3-dehydroquinate dehydratase/shikimate dehydrogenase, chloroplastic-like. Gene Ontology annotation, molecular function: shikimate 3-dehydrogenase (NADP+) activity; 3-dehydroquinate dehydratase activity; NADP binding. The record is from RefSeq and is a predicted model, not a curated record. Lineage: Eukaryota; Viridiplantae; Streptophyta; Magnoliopsida; Lamiales; Oleaceae. Gene Ontology annotation, biological process: shikimate metabolic process; chorismate biosynthetic process. The coding region runs from base 203 to 1789 and encodes 528 amino acids. The transcript is spliced from 11 exons.